Messenger RNA from Alternaria burnsii, 1431 nucleotides. RefSeq names its product zip-domain-containing protein. The transcript is spliced from 3 exons. Lineage: Eukaryota; Fungi; Ascomycota; Dothideomycetes; Pleosporales; Pleosporaceae. Bases 1 to 1431 code for a protein of 476 amino acids. Gene Ontology annotation, molecular function: zinc ion transmembrane transporter activity. The record is from RefSeq and is a predicted model, not a curated record. Gene Ontology annotation, biological process: zinc ion transmembrane transport. Gene Ontology annotation, cellular component: plasma membrane.
AUGCGUUCUACCCUCUCCGCUGCUGUCCUAUGUCUCGUGGGCUCUGUGUUUGCGCAGACCCCUACUGUCACCGUCACACAAGCUGGCGCGACUACCACAGUAUUCACUACCGGGAUUCCCUCAAUCACAGCGGUAUCGGACUGCCACCCUCAUAGCACUGUCCUCUGGUGCAUGGUCGGCGAAGAAGAAUACCAGGUAUCCGGGCCUACCGCCACUGAAGAAUUCCAAUCGGAAUAUACCGGGUGCCACACUCAUGGCUCAGAGACAUACUGCGUUGAUGACGCUGGAGAAGAUGUUCUGAUCAUGGUCGAUGCUGCAGAAUCAACAGACAGCUCCUCACACACUGAAGAAGAGUCACCUGCUGAGUCUGAGGCUGAGCCAGCUGGAAGCAAGGGACAUUGCCACGACCACGCCGGUGUUGAGCACUGUGUUGGUGGAAGUGCUGAGGAAGUCAACUGCGAUGCUCCUCAACGCGAUUACAAUAUCCCUUUACGAGUCGGCCUUCUCUUCGUCAUCCUCUUCACUAGUGGACUUGGUGUUUUCACACCGGUUUUGACUAGAAGGUUCAACCUUAUCGGCGCCAACAACAUCAUCUUCGUUGUCCUUAAGCAAUUCGGAACCGGUAUCGUCAUUUCCACUGCCUUCGUCCACCUUUUCACCCACGCCCAACUCAUGUUUGCGAACCAAUGUCUUGGUGUGUUGCAAUACGAGGCCACUACCGCUGCUAUAUUCAUGGCCGGACUGAUGCUGUCGUUCCUGGUCGACUACCUUGGUGCGCGGUUCGUCCAGUGGCGUCAAGGCAAAAUUGCUGCUCCCAAUACCGAGGUCGCAACUGGCGGAGACAAGUCUGGAAGUGCCUCCCCUUCUGCAGAACCCAGCCAUGAUUUCAACCGCAGCCAUGGUCUUCCUCAUGCUCAUGGUCCCAUGCGUGAGGCGACCCCUAUGGAAGAGAAGAUCAACGUCAUGAAUCUUGAGGCCGGUAUCAUCUUCCACUCCAUUCUCAUCGGUAUCACGCUGGUCGUAGCGAGCGAUGGUUUCUUCAUCACUCUCUUUAUUGUCAUUCUCUUUCACCAGAUGUUUGAAGGCAUUGCGCUUGGUACCUGCAUUGCGGAGCUUCCCAAGGCCGCUGCUGGUACAGCACAAAAGCUCCUCAUGUGCGGUACUUUUGCCCUCAUCACGCCUAUCGGUAUGGCCAUUGGUAUUGGUACCCUAGACCACUUCAACGGAAACGACCCUAGCACUAUCAUCGCUAUUGGAACGCUCGAUGCGCUUUCUGCAGGCAUCUUGACAUGGGUCGGUAUUGUAGAGAUGUUGGCCAGAGACUGGAUGCACGGAAAGUUGCUCAAUGCGGGUGCGGUUAGAACUGUUUGCGCCAUGUUCGCUUUGAUUUGCGGUCUUAUCCUCAUGAGUGUUCUAGGAAAAUGGGCUUAG